Messenger RNA from Pyrgilauda ruficollis (rufous-necked snowfinch), 7414 nucleotides. It is a transcript of the gene ZCCHC24, whose product is annotated as zinc finger CCHC-type containing 24. The coding region runs from base 379 to 1098 and encodes 239 amino acids. Lineage: Eukaryota; Metazoa; Chordata; Aves; Passeriformes; Passeridae. Gene Ontology annotation, molecular function: zinc ion binding; nucleic acid binding. The record is from RefSeq and is a predicted model, not a curated record. The transcript has 4 exons.
GCCUAUGGGGGCGCGGCGCCGCCGCCGGAGCGCCGGCAGCCCCUCCCCGCCGCUGCCUGCAGGAGUGGGAAUAAAGACAGAUAGCGGGGCAGGCACCGGCCGGGCGGGCGGGACGGAGCGCGCACAAAGUUUCCUGCGGAGCCCGCGGGCGGCGGCAGCGAUGCCCGUGCUGCGCGGAGCACUGGGGCUGCGCGGGCGCCGCCGGCCUUAGGGGAGCGAGAGCGGCGCGGGGCGCGGCAGCGAGCCCCCGGCCCGUCCUCUCCUCCGGGCGGCCAGGAGGAAGCGCCCCGGGCAGGGACGGGAGAGCGGCACUGCCGGAGCGCGGGGAGGGGGACCGGCACCGCGGGGCCAGCCGCGCCGGCGGAGCCGGGGGGAAAGAUGAGCUUGUUGUCAACCAUCGACACCAGCGCCGCGCCCGUGUACCAGCCCGCCCAGCUCCUCAACUGGGUCUAUCUCUCGCUGCAAGACACGCACCAGGCCAGCGCCUUCGAUGCCUUCAGACCCGAGCCCUCCUCGUCCCAGCACCCCGACCUCGGCUACACCAAGAGCACCCCGGAGCUGGGCUCGUCACUCAGCUCCAGCUAUCUCAACAGCUUCUUCCAGCUCCAGCGGAGCGAGGCCCUGAGCAGCAGUCUCUACAAGAGUGCAUCACCUUAUGGCUCUCUUAAUAACAUUGUGGAUGGGUUAAGCUCCCUCACCGAGCAUUUCUCUGACCUAUCCCUUUCUUCAGAAGCCAGAAAACCCAGCAAGAGGCCACCUCCUAACUACCUGUGCCACCUCUGCUUUAACAAGGGACACUACAUCAAAGACUGCCCCCAGGCUCGUCCAAAAGGAGAAGGCCUCACACCAUACCAGGGCAAGAAACGCUGCUUUGGUGAAUACAAGUGCCCAAAAUGCAAGAGAAAAUGGAUGAGUGGAAACUCCUGGGCUAACAUGGGACAAGAAUGUAUCAAGUGCCACAUUAAUGUUUAUCCUCACAAACAGAGACCCCUGGAAAAGCCGGAUGGCCUGGAUGUGUCAGACCAGAGCAAAGAACAUCCUCAGCAUCUGUGUGAGAAGUGCAAAGUUUUGGGCUACUACUGCCGCCGUGUGCAAUAAACCUUCAAAGUGGCCUCUUCCCAUCCCCAUCAUCCUUAGAGAUUCUCUGGCAGCAUGCGAUCAACAGCAGCACAACAGAUCAAGAUAAAAGCUAAAAGAAUUGCCAAUAUUGCCUAUCUAAUAAUAUGCCUUACCAUUAAUAGAAUGUAACAUUUCUCCUGUGCAUGUGCAUGCAUGCAAUAGGUAUUUACAGGACUAUGAUUUGUAUACAUAUAUAUGUAAAUUGAUAUAUGUACACAUAUAAGGUGUUACUGAUGACGUUCACUACAGAACUACAGUUACAGGUUCUGCUGAUUGUUUACACAGACCCUAUAUCACAGCCAGGUGAAAUGAAGUACUUUUCAAAAGGCAAGGAAUAAUAUUCAAAAGGAAUAUUUGUUACAUGUAUGGCUUUUGCAGAGAUUCAGUAACUGUGGGGCCACUAAUUGUAAGCACUCACCCACAACACAAUCACUAUUCUUAUUAUAUGACAAGACAAAGGAAGAUGAAACAAGCCACCGCAUAAAAGGGGAAUUACUGCUUUCCCAGUUUUUAGAAAGUCUUAAGAGUUUUGUGCUGCUGAUUUCUUGGACUUUUUUCUACUUGUUACCAUCUCUUGGGCAGGGCUUAGGCAAAAUAAUUUUUGCAGGACAUGGGAAAAAAGUGAAAAAUUGUUUGAGGGGUGUGGGUUGGGUAGGAAGGGAAUGCCAUAAGAUUCCAAGAGGUGUUUGGAGGAGACAAAAUUGUCUUGCUUAUGCAACUACCAGAUCCUUCUCUUGUCAUAUAAACCCAUUGACAUGGUCCCUUCUAUGUGCAUUAGGCCACAAGCACACUAAAUUUACUAUGAAUAAGGGGAUAAGAAUACUUAAACUGACCCCAAUACCCUUAACUGAAAGAUUAGCCAAACUUACUAUUUAUAGUAGUUUAAAAGCCACUUUCUGGAAAUAUUUUUAUGUCCUGUUUUCUACUAUAGAAAUUUGUUAUACUAUGAAACAUGUUAGCCAUAGGGGUGUUUUAAGGCAUGGAGAACACUCUAUAUAUAACCCUCUUUCUUUAUGUCUUCCUCAAGAAGACCCAUAUACCUGGGUAGAAAUUUAGGAAUUAUAUUUCAUUGUCCCAUUUCAGGUAGAACUUUGCACAGGGACAGCCUGCUGCAAAGAACAUCUCGUCAGGGAUUGGCAAAUAUAAACUGAAAGUACCUCGAGAUAGUAUCCUGUUUGUAUGGCUACGUGAGAGUACAUUGGCAACAGGACACAACAAGCAAUUAAUUUGUAGCAUUCACUAAAAAAAUUAGAUGAAUGUUUGAGGUGGGGGGAGGGGGGUUUACAUCAGCAAUUUACGUUUUUAUGAAGUUUCCUUUAGGGAGAUUGAUUUGUGUGAAUGAUACUUAGAGAAAACUUUAAAUCCUAAAUAACUUGAUGUGAACUAAAUGUGUUCUGAGGACUAGUUCUGUAAUGCAAAGACAGUGGGGGGUUUAUGCCAAGUGAUAGCAGGGUGUUACCAGUAUGUCAAGACAAGCUCUUAUAAAGAAAGUGGAAAACUUAUCACGAGCAUUCACCUGCUUUGCUAUAAGCAGGGCAAAAUUGCAUCUGCUUGUUUGGUGGGAGUGGCAGGUACAUCUCUUGCAAAUGCCAUUAUUUAUGGGCAGCCUGAGUGCCCCAGCCUGUUGCUCACAGCAAUGGAUAAGCAUCCUGACUCCUGGCUUCUGACCACAGCUCUCCCAUAGCUCCCUGAUUCUGGGCAAGUCACAAGAUCCUUCUGGACCUCAGUUUCCCCAGCUGCAAAAAGGGGGUAAUAAUACUUUAGCAUACCUACCUCACAAGAGAGUUGUGAGGUUUACUUAAUAUCUCUUAAGUGUUUUGGCAUCACUGGAUGAAAAGUGCUAUGUAAUGCUAAAAUAGAAUUAACUAAAUUAAUCACUUGGAAACUACUUUCGCCCAGUUAGCAACUCCAACUAAAAUAGCUGAAAAUAAUGUUAUUGAAAGUAACGCUAAUAAACAGUUCAGUUGCCUUAGUGAAGAUAUGCAGUUUUAGCAUUUUGAAAUGCAAACACAUUCUUUUGCACAGAUUCACAAAUUAACUUAGAGACAAAUGCUCUCAACAAAGAUACUAAUCUGUCUAUACAAAUAAGAAAAUACACAAGCAAAUCUAGGGGUGGAUUUUCUAAGCUUGACCUCUAGGAUUAAUCUCAAUAGUUUGUUUCAAGCAUGAGUAAUUUUGAAAGAGCAGCUUUUUAAACCAGAUCUAUUUUUUCCUCUUGAGCACUUAAUAGUACAGGAACAAAGAAAAAAAAAAAAAAGACCUAGAUGGUUCACAUCUAGCUAAAGAACAUGUAGAAAAACCCCUUAGAUGAAGAUAAGGGAAAACAUUAUUUUAUUUUCUUCCUGAAACUAAGGUGUUGCUAUCAAACAUUUUGUUCAGCACGGAAAUAAUCUCCCUGUUAUGAUAACCACUAAAACCAGUAAAAUAGCACAACUCUUGAUAUAGCUGUAUCACUAUAUCACACACCAGCAGGUUCUGACAAAAAGCUGACUAAAAGAUGCCAUUAUAAGCAUUGGUAUUUUCAUGACAGUGCCCUAUUAAGAAUUGUUUAUCCAGAUUCAACACUGCAAGGCAAUGCCUUUAGCUUAUGGAUUUGUAGAUUGUACUAAAAAUACACGUGAUCUACUUUAACACGAUGUCUAUAGGUGUAGCAUAAUAAUUCUUGAGAGCACACUUCUGAGAGUUCAGUAUUUAUAUUACUCAUGUGUUCCUAGGCAGAAGACAUAUAAAGUAUUUAAGUGAUACUUAGCACACCUGUAACAAAGAGGAGAGCAGAUUUCCCCCUGCCCUGGCGCUGGGGGAAAGCAGAUGAAGAGCACAAGGUGUGGAAAAGCAAGGGGGGACACUGCCGUGGUUUGUGCUGCCCAAGGCGGAGGCACAGAUCCGGCGGUGCGGGUGGCAGCGGGCACCUGGUCCCUGCACAGGCUGAACCCCUCCCUAAAGCCGGCCCGGGCAGGGCAGCAGCACCGAGCUUGGCCGGGGGAGGAUCCCUCCAUCCUUCCCGCAUGGCCUGGCUGCCGGAUUGGAGCUUCGGGCCCGAGCAUUCGCUCCACACUCGAGUCUGUGCAGUGGGAGUUGCUGGAAAAACACAUCCACAUAAUUGUGGAUAACAGCUUAUGACCAUUGGCUUUUAGUUAGUGGCACAGAAGGGACAUUUCUGAAUCCUUAUUUCAAAGGAAAGAAAGGACAAAGGAUUGAUUACAAAAUAUAGAUUACUUCUACUCCCUCCCUCCCCACCCAAAGGUAAUUCACCUAUAGAUGUAACCAGCUCUCUCCAAACCAGAAAAAAAAUCUAAAGGUGCAGAUUUUUGACUGGAAAACUGAGGAAUUGAUUUAUCUUUUAAAAUUUAGUGACUGCUUUCUGAUGUUCUCUAACUAGCUCCGCAUUGAGAGCAUCAGCUAGCAAUCAGUUGAAGGCAUUAGUAGACAGUAUUGGCAGGAGUGAAGCAAGCAUCAAUAAAAAGAGUUUUAAAUCAAUACAGGCCUCCCUAAACUGAGUAUUCUUUAGGGCUGUACCUCAGAGCAGUUUGGCUUUGUGCAGGUAUUUGGCAAACUGGAUUUUCAACCUCAGAUGUUUACUGUUGACAGCCCACCAAUAUAGCCUGUCCUAUUCUUUUUUUUUUUUUUAAUUUUCACCUUAUUUGAGAUUUUUUUAAACUUCCAUUUAUUUCUUUAAAACCAACAACAAAAAACAAUCAAAAAAUAAACACCCCACAAUUUGUUUCACGAGUUGGUCAUAACAUUUCAUAUCGAAUUUGGCAUUGGCAUGCCUCUGGAAAAAUGUUUGAGUAAUUUAAAAUGUGUGUCAUAGGUUUUUAGCUGCUUUAACCUAAUGAGGCUACAAUGAAGUUAUUACAAAUAGUUCAUUUAAAGGUGAUGAAGAAAUAUCCUAGUAGUUUAAAGGAUGGCCCCAUUUUAGCCAGUUCCUACUGCUGCUACCACAGAUGUAAAAUGAAACCACACAAGCAAAGUUUGAGGCAUUUUUGUCUCAAAGUUGCUAUUUAAUGUCAGAUAAAUACACAAGAGUAUAUAUUAUUUCUGAAAAUAGGUGUAUUUUGAAGUUCCCCAUUAUAUGGGACUUAGUUUUUAAACUAAAAAUGUGAAGUUACAUAUGUCUGAGAGAAGCCUUAUACCUAGAAGUAUUAUCUACAUUUUACCUUUUUAUAUAACAUGAAAUUUAGAUUAUACAUGGAUUUUAUACCUGUGACACUCUAGCAUUUUUUUAAAAAAAAACCCAAAACGUACUUAAAACAUUAAAAGUUUAGAGCUUUUGGAUAUGUCAGACUCCAUAGUCUAGUCAUCUUUGUCCUGCAGUCACACAGAAGAUUUUUUUUUUUGUCCUAUUCUGGAUCCUAAGCGUUGUCCACUGAACAGUAAGCAAUAAAUCAUCAACACAUGUUUUUCAAGUUAAGCAGAUAAACAUGUAUUUUCCACUUGCCUUUGCCAACAUAUUUUAAAAUGUGAUUGAACUAUCCCCAUAGAAAAAUCAUUCUUUCAGAUAUCACUCCACUCCCAACUGGGCUUCCACACAUAUCUCUUUCUUAUCUGCAAAACCAGUGCUGUCCAUUGAGUUUGCUGUAUCGCUCAAGUGCUCAGAGGGCUGUUUGAGAUCUUAGAUAUAGGGAUGAUGGAUUGUGUUUCUAGGAUGAAUUUCAAAGGGACAAUCGUGUGCAGUUACUAGCUAUAGAUGAUUGAUAUAAAUGUUUACCCCUGUAUGAAGUAUUUUACAGUUUUACUUGCAGAUGUGUAUUUAUCUUGAGUUAUACUUGACAUAGAGUUUCUUUCAAUUUUUUUUUUAAUACUAUGUGUGUAUUUUGGAAACCUUUUUAGAUGUUAAAAUUUUUGAAUGGUUACAAAUAUUUCUUAUAAUACUGAAUUGUUAUCUGGAAACUCUUUGCAGUAACUUUUUUGUAUAUAUUUGAGGGCCUUUUUAAAAAAGUAUUGUUUGUUUUUUGGGCAAAGUUUUUACAAUUGGGAAGCUUUCAGAAGGGCCUUCCUCUCAACUAGGAUACUAACAGAGGUAAGAGUUUUCUUAAGUAUUUUGCAGUAUUUUGCAGAACUAAGGAUGUAUCCUCAAGAAAAUAUUUAUGGAAAUAAUUUACUUUUUUUUUUACAAUGCUUUUGUCUGUAUAAAGUAUGCAACAGAACUACAUUAAGAAGGAAAUAUUGUCUACAUAAAAUAUUAUAUGAAAGUUGGUACAUAAUUCUGACAAAAAACCUUGCAAUUCUUUAAGCCAUAUUGUUUUUGUUAUCCUUGGAUGAAAAUAUCAGUAUUAAGUAACCAGUGUAUUAUUCAAGUGCUUAGACUUAUAUGAAAAUGCUUAUACGGUUUAUUUAUGUGUAUUUGGGGAACGAGUGCUAGAAAAGCUAUCACUAGACAUGUAGCAAGUGAGGAGCAAAUAACAGUAUACUGUCACUUUAUGGCCUUGUGAGAGACACAAAGGUGUUGGGAGCACCGUGGAGACUCAGCUUCCAGAAACUCCGAAGCACAAGUGGUGGGUUUCAAAUGGUGGCUCUUUCCUUCCCCAUAACUAGAGGGGAAGAAAGUUGGUUGGGACACUGUUUAACUUGACUUUCACAACUCUUUGCAGACUGUGAGCUCAGCUAUGCAGUAUCAUCUACAGCAAUAAUAUCAAUCAAAGGAUGUAAGAGAAAAGGAUUGAAGUAGAUUAUUGUAGGGGUUUACGUUUAUUUUAAUUAGAACUCAUAGCAAUAUAGAAUAUGCAUGUGCACGUAUUCAAAGCAUUUUACACUUUACAUUUCAUGUAGUUUGAUUAUAUUAUGAAGGAUUGAGUUUUUAGUUUGAUAUUUUACCAUGCUAAAAUGGGAGGUCUGCCCAGCCCUAUACUGGAUUCUUGUUUCCUUUAAAAGGUUAUUUAGUACAGCACUCACUGCAUUGUGUAAUAGUGCUAAAACUAACACUAUUGUAUGAAUUUCUUCAGCUUUAAAAAAAAUUAGCCUAACGAUUAUUACAUUUGUUUAACUGUACUUACUGACCUUGUCAGAUUCAGUUGGCAAAUUGUGUAAUUUCUUUUUCUGUAACUGUUAAUAAACUUGUACAGCUAAAACAAACAAAACCUAUGGACAAAGGCCUCAGAGGUACCAGUUCUGUUUCAGCAAUCAAGAUGACACCCUGCUGAUCGGGUGUCUGUGUUGCUACUGAGACUGUAAAACCUCUGUUGUGGAUUGUCCAUAAAAUGGCAUUCCGACAUGUGCCUUAUUUGCUGGAUAGUAUACAGCUUUCCUCUAGUAUUCUAGCAUUUUAAUGCUGUAUUAAAGUAUUGCAAAAAACCCA